AUGUUACUGGGAAAACGUUAUAUAACAUUAAAAAAUAUUGAAAAUGACGCGGCCGCUCGUUUGAUUGCUCCUAAGAAACGAGAGUGUCGGUAUAUCGAUGAGAAUAUAUUAACAGUAUACCCAUAUUAUUCGUACACGGCUUGCACAGUUCAAUGCAGGAAGAACGCGCAAAUGCAUUACUGUAAUUGUGCAAAUUUUUUUAUGCCUAAUACUCCAGAGGAAAAGAAAUGUAAUAUAAGUGGAAUUAUUUGUUUGAAUAAUAAUUUACAAGCUUUGUCUGUACUGAAAGCGCGAUGGUCUCAAGCAAAUGGAUUAUACUGCGAUUGCCUUCCAUCGUGUACGGAGGCAGAGAUAUCAGUCGUUAAAGACUUUAUAGAACCAAAUACACAAAAAUACUCUACGGUCGGGAUAGGGCUAUCCACAUUACCUAGUGAGAGGUAUAGAAGAAAUGUUGUAAGAGGCGUGCUAGAUUUAGUCGGUAUGUCUUUAGAU
Messenger RNA from Brenthis ino (lesser marbled fritillary), 492 nucleotides. NCBI's taxonomy places the organism in Eukaryota, Metazoa, Arthropoda, Insecta, Lepidoptera, Nymphalidae. The record is from the annotation of a GenBank genome assembly.